GUACAAACACACUUGGAAAAUCAGUCUAGAUACCACAUACAGCAAAGCCAGAGGCACCAGGUGAAGCAGUACCUGACCCUCGAUACCAAGCUGUCCAGCCAGACACUCUCCCUGUCCCACUCCCACGCCAUCCAGCCUGCGGGAGUGACCUCCGUUGUACGAAGCGGGCACAUGCCUCCCGUCAGUGAUAUUGGCACAGCAGAGAGCCCCGUGACCAAGCUGCUGGCCCUUGGAGGCGAACACGAAAAUGCGAUGGAAGAGGUGAUUGAAGACAUAAUCAAUAUGGAGUCAAGUUUUAAUGAUGAAGGGAUAGGUUGUUCAGAAACUCCUUUACUAAUGCAAAGAACUCUAUCUAGCAGUAUUUUGGAUAUAUAUAACAGUGACCAGGGAACGGCACCAGCUAAUAUGGGUCUCACAAAUGCUUCUUGCCCAGCAAACCUACCAGUAAAAAGGGAGCUCACAGAAGCAGAUACACGAGCAAUGGCAAAGGAGAGACAAAAAAAGGAUAAUCAUAAUCUCAUUGAGAGAAGAAGAAGAUAUAAUAUUAAUUACCGAAUCAAGGAGCUUGGCACACUCAUCCCUAAGUCUAAUGAUCCUGAUAUGCGCUGGAACAAAGGAACUAUUUUAAAAGCAUCAGUGGAGUACAUCAAGUGGCUACAAAAAGAACAACAGAGAGCCAGAGAAUUAGAACACAGGCAGAAGAAAUUAGAGCAUGCUAACAGAAGACUUCUACUCCGAAUUCAGGAACUAGAGAUCCAGGCACGUGCACAUGGCCUUCCAGUCAUGUCUUCCCUCAGUGCUGUUGAUUUAGCUGCACACGUCAUCAAGCAACAAUCUUAUCCAGAGGAGAACUCUGCAGACUACUCUCAGCAAAUGCCUCUGGCACACGGACCAAAUUCUGAUGUUUGCGAUGGAUCUACAGCCUUUUCUGAUCCACUAUCACACUUUACGGAUUUGUCCUUCAGUGCAGCUUUAAAAGAAGAGCAACGACUAGAGGAAAUUUUACUGGAUGACACAGUGUCACCGUUUGGAACAGACCCGCUCUUGUCCUCCACAUCCCCAGCUGCAUCAAAAGAGAGCAGCAGGAGAAGCAGCUUUAGCACAGAUGAUGGAGAUGAUUUAUAAAAGCAGAAAGGGCCUCAUAUUUCUCUAAACCACUUGCUAAAAGACUGAGUUGAAUGUAAGCAUGGUGUUUGUGCUUAUUUUAAAUACGAAUAAGGAGAGCCACUGUGAAGAUAAGUUACUACAUGACAAGGGUUUAAAUCAGCCCUUACUUCACAGGAAAAUAAGACGGACAUGAACUCAUAUCACUCUGCCCCAAAUUCACACCAUCUGUUCACAGCUGACAUUUGCACAAAUCUUUCU
Merops nubicus (carmine bee-eater) is the source of this 1365-nucleotide messenger RNA. RefSeq names its product transcription factor EC (gene TFEC). Gene Ontology annotation, biological process: regulation of transcription by RNA polymerase II. The transcript has 7 exons. Gene Ontology annotation, cellular component: nucleus. Gene Ontology annotation, molecular function: DNA-binding transcription factor activity, RNA polymerase II-specific; RNA polymerase II cis-regulatory region sequence-specific DNA binding; protein dimerization activity. The record is from RefSeq and is a predicted model, not a curated record. NCBI's taxonomy places the organism in Eukaryota, Metazoa, Chordata, Aves, Coraciiformes, Meropidae. The annotation marks the transcript as partial.